CCCAGUUCUCCCUCCCUCACCUUUCUUAUUCACUAUGAAAUCUUUGCUCACGCAAAUCCCCAAUUUUCCUUUAUUGCCCACCAUCUCCAAUUAUAUAUCACACCUUUACCCCCAUUUCCCGCAAUACCCACCAUCCUCCUCUCAAAUUCCACCUCUCACUCUCCGACUUCCUCGCCAACUUUCCUGUCGCCCGCGACCGCAAUCGCGGGCUAUGCCUUCAGAAGCGCCGCCUCAAGCGCUGGCUAUGCCCAAUUAUUGGGGCUAUACUCCAGAGGAGGAGUACUACGCCUCCCGGGGAGUCCGGAACUCGCAAUCGUACUUCGAGACCCCGAACGGGAGGCUCUUCACGCAGUCAUUUCUGCCUGCGGAAAAGAGCCUCCCGGUCAAGGGGACGGUUUUCAUGACCCACGGAUACGGAUCGGACUCCGGGUGGAGCUUCCAGGAGAUUUGCAUUAACUACGCGUCGUGGGGGUACGCCGUCUUCGCCGCCGAUCUCCUCGGCCACGGACGCUCCGACGGGAUCCGGUGCUACAUCGGGGAGAUGGAGAAGGUGGCGGCGGCGUCCCUGAGCUUCUUCAAGAGCGUUAGGUGUGGGGAAGACUAUAAGCAUUUGCCGGCUUUCUUGUUCGGAGAGUCAAUGGGUGGGCUUGUCACCAUGCUGAUGUACUUCCAAUCUGAGCCUGACACGUGGACUGGGCUCAUUUUCUCGGCCCCACUUUUUGUCAUUCCUGAGCCCAUGAAGCCAUCUAAGCCACAUUUGUUCGUGUAUGGACUGUUAUUUGGGCUAGCUGAAACAUGGGCCAUGAUGCCAGACAACAAAAUGGUUGUGAAAGCCAUAAGGGACCCAGAAAAGCUUAAAGUGAUCGUGAGAAAUCCAAGAAGAUACACUGGGAAGCCCAGAGUGGGAACAAUGCGGGAGAUCGCGCGGCAAACAGAAUAUGUCCAGAAAAAUUUCCACAAAGUGACAGCACCUUUUCUGACGCUGCACGGGACCGCCGACGGGCUCACUUGCCCGUCGGGCUCGGAGAUGUUGUACGAAAAGGCGAGCAGCGUUGACAAGUCGCUGAAGCUGUACGACGGGUUGUACCAUUCGCUCGUGCAGGGCGAGCCGGAUGUGGACGCGGCUCGCGUUUUAGCUGAUAUGAGGGCUUGGAUUGAUGAAAGAGCACAAAAGUAUGGUCCCAUGCUGAAUGACACCGUUUGAGUGUUCGCAUGAAUUACUAUAUAAUUACAUAAUCAUCUGGGCUCAUGUAUUAUUAGAGUCCUUAUCAAUUAAGCAUGUGUAACUCUAUCCCUCCUACCGCUUGUAUGUAUAUUGAUAUGAUACUCCUCAUAGUAUGUUUGAUGGAGCAUCUGAUACACUUGGAUUCAGAUUGUUGAAUUGUGGGUAAGAGAACUAAAUAGAGAACAUUUCAAAAUAAG
Molecule: messenger RNA, 1422 nt
Organism: Cuscuta epithymum
Lineage: Eukaryota; Viridiplantae; Streptophyta; Magnoliopsida; Solanales; Convolvulaceae
Source: the annotation of a GenBank genome assembly